Messenger RNA from Hippocampus zosterae (dwarf seahorse), 1907 nucleotides. It is a transcript of the gene eif4e2, whose product is annotated as eukaryotic translation initiation factor 4E family member 2. Gene Ontology annotation, molecular function: translation initiation factor activity; RNA 7-methylguanosine cap binding. NCBI's taxonomy places the organism in Eukaryota, Metazoa, Chordata, Actinopteri, Syngnathiformes, Syngnathidae. Gene Ontology annotation, biological process: translational initiation. Gene Ontology annotation, cellular component: eukaryotic translation initiation factor 4F complex; cytoplasm. The transcript is spliced from 7 exons. The coding region runs from base 154 to 855 and encodes 233 amino acids. The record is from RefSeq and is a predicted model, not a curated record.
UCAAUUCAACCUUGCACCAUCACGACCGGCAAAGCCGGCGAGCCAUGCGUCUGUGCGUGUCCACGUCCACGCGCCGUGCGCGCCACCCUUCCUGCGGAACUCACUACUGGAGGCUGAGGUCGCCCAACGAGAAACUCCCUCUUGCAAAAAAUAAUGAACAACAAAUUUGACGCUCUGAAAGAUGACGACAGCGGUGACCACGAACAGGACCAAGGCUCACCGAAAGACAGUGAGAAGGAAAAAAGUGAAGACGAUGACAAGGAGCAGAACUCUACACGGAUAAAGAUGGUGAUCCCGGGGGCGGGCGAGCACCCUCUUCAGUACAACUACACGUUUUGGUACUCCAGGAGGAACCCGGGGAGGCCGGCCAGCACUCAGAGCUACGAGCAGAACAUCAAACAGAUCGGCAGCUUCGCUUCGGUGGAGCAGUUCUGGCGUUUCUACAGUCACAUGAUUCGACCGGGCGACCUAACGGGCCACAGUGACUUUCACCUCUUCAAAGAAGGCAUCAAACCCAUGUGGGAGGACGACGCCAACAAAAUGGGCGGCAAGUGGAUCAUCCGUUUGCGGAAAGGCCUGGUGUCCCGCUGCUGGGAAAACCUCAUCCUGGCCAUGCUGGGCGAGCAGUUCAUGGUUGGCGAGGAGAUCUGCGGCGCCGUCGUGUCGGUCCGCUUUCAGGAGGACAUCAUCUCCAUUUGGAACAAAACAGCCAGCGACCAAGCCACCACGGCCCGCAUCAGAGAUACACUCCGGCGAGUCCUCAACCUGCCCCCCAACACCAUCAUGGAGUACAAGACGCACACAGACAGCAUUAAGUAUAGCCUGGGAAGACUUCCAUGGUCUGGUGAAUGCUAGCGGCGGACGUUAGCCCUUCUGCCGCCACUGACCUCUGCAAGGUUGGAGCACCUUUGGUUUUGUUUCCCUCUGCUCAUCCAUUUUUUGCUUUUUCUAAGCAGACUUGUGUGGCCCUCCUUGUUUACAGGUGUGUGUUUUUUUACUGUGGUGGAUGGAGAGGGCGUACGACUUGUCCGGGUAGCCGCUUGCGUGGAUUGACCGAGCGAAGGCCAGGAAACAAGAGAUGAGGAAAGAGCAUUCCGUCUUUGUGUCCGCUUGGGAGCGACCAGAAAGCGCUUUGAGCAGAAGAGAGGAACUUGGAUUCUUUUUAACUAACCGGAGAGGACGGAAGUCUCCGAUUUUUAUUUGUAAAUUUUAUUUUUUUCUUCCCCCCACCUUCUACUUUUGUAGCAAGUAACACGAUUGACCAUAAGCGGACUGGUGUUCAGCUAUUUGGUCAAAAGCCGCCAAUUCAUCAGCCCUUUUCCAAUUUGGGCGUGUUGACGUCACACGAUUUGCUCUCCUUGCUCUCGGGACUCAAACGGGGUUUGGUGGUACAAAGUUCUUUUUAAUACUGUGCUGUAUUUUAAACUACAAUUCCUCUGUUUGUUUCCAACUUGACUUUCUACUGUUACUUUAUAUCUGUAAAGACAGAUAGAUCUUUAAUGAUGAAAUCAGCCAUGGGUCUCCCUCUCUAACCUGGAAGUGGGAUUCCAGAGGGGGGAAGGAAGGGGUGGGACACGUCCGUCUGCGGGAGAUUUGACACCCACUCGGCAUCUGACCAUUGGACCGCUGUGCUGUUUCUCAACUAGUCCAAGGUCAAAUGGCUGCUGCGCUUUAAUGUCCACGGUUUACAAAACGGACAUCCUCUGCUUUUACCGUUUUGUAAUCAUGAAAUGAAGACGAACGCGGAAGUCCACUGAAGCGCUUGUGAUUCCUCCAUCGGGAAACUGUAAGGCCACCUUUCGUUUGGUGGCGCGGUGACGGGCGCCGUUGUGGAAAGAUUUGGAAAUGUACGGUCGGCUGUCUGCUUGACGGAUGGAAAGCAAUAAAUGAAAAAUAUGCAGCUGCUA